AUGACAUACGUAAAUACUGUUUUUACGGAAGACUCGCUGGAGGUGCAGGCUUCAGAGUUUGCGACCUACGUCUCGAAACUCAAAGGAGAACCCGAGGAAACAAGUCCUUUUCUAACAGAAACCACAAAUUUAUUGAAAGAAAAUAAAAAUGAACAAGUUUUUAAAAAAUUCGCCGACGAGACAAUUAUACUAUUGGAUGCACCGGAGAAAGAUUUUGAACCACUUUUUAAUCUUCUUAUCGCAAUCUUAAAAUCCGCAUCGCCUGAAACACAUCACGAUUUGAUACGAAAGACGAUUCAGAAAUUUGUGGAUGACAAAAAUGAAAAAGCAAUUCUAAAAUUAAAAGCUCUUCAGAAUUUAUACAACACCUUGGAAAACACUUCACCACUUCGAUAUUACACAUUUCUAGCAAUACUCGAAAUAGCAGCAAAAAAUGACGAGAUCGAUGCUGUAUUGCCACAAUUAUCACAUUUAGAUAACUGGGUUCGCGAGUGGGCUAUUUCAACAGAACUAGUCAGAGAAUUGUACCUGAUAGUGUCAGAAAGAUUGAAAGAGGCUGGCGAAAUUGUAAAAUCUUACGAGUUCUUAUUGAAAUAUCUAAAAACCUUUAAAGAUUCUACCGAUCUCAGUUCUAAAGAAGCAGCGACACGUGCCGUUGUGCAAGCAAUAAAGUUACCAGAAAUUUUACGUUUUGAAGAUUUACUAGAAUUGAAAGCCAUACAAACAUUAACGGAAGAAAAAAUAUUCGAGUUACUGCGCGUGUUCCUGAAUGGGACGUUAAAAGAAUAUCGAGAAUUUAUAGGGAAAAAUCCUGAAAUUAUUGAAAAAUAUGAAUUAUCGGAUGAAGGUAAUAUUCAAAAAAUAAGGUUACUCACUUUGGCUUCCUUGGCUUCGGAACACGUGUCUCGUCAGGUUUCGUAUAGCACAAUUGCAAAUUCAUUGGAGAUUAAUGAAGACGACGUAGAAAUGUGGACUAUUGAUGCAAAUCUCAUUGAAGCGAAAAUAAACCAAGUCACCAAAACGAUACUCGUCAACAGAUCAACAUAUCGCACAUUCACCACAGUUCAAUGGCAACAACUAUCCGAAAAACUCGUAGGAUGGAGACAAUCGCUUGACGAUAUACUCCAAGUGAUUGCAAAUGCUAAAUUAAUGGCACAACAUGCUAAUGUUAAUACUAAUGUUGCUGCCGCUGCUGCAGUCGCUAAUGAUGGUGCCACUGCUUUGAAUGACGAAGGAAGAAAUGAACAAGAAGAGGAAGGAAAUGAAAAUAAUCGAUAA
Ambispora gerdemannii is the source of this 1278-nucleotide messenger RNA. The record is from the annotation of a GenBank genome assembly. Lineage: Eukaryota; Fungi; Glomeromycota; Glomeromycetes; Archaeosporales; Ambisporaceae.